Molecule: messenger RNA, 1632 nt
Organism: Triticum turgidum subsp. durum (durum wheat)
Lineage: Eukaryota; Viridiplantae; Streptophyta; Magnoliopsida; Poales; Poaceae
Source: the annotation of a GenBank genome assembly
AUGGAAGAGAGGGGAAGCAUCGGAAGGGACCGAGGGCAGCAGCAGGACGGGAAUGGGAGGGCCGUGGCCAUCGCCGACGGCGACGUGAUAGAGAUGGAGGCAGCGGCAGCGUCGACGGUCGCUUCUUCUGGGCAACAAGGCGAUGAUGCGGCCGGCGGCGUCCACGUCCAGGGGCCUAGGUGGAAGAGAUUUCUAGCAUACGUUGGACCAGGAUUUCUCAUCUCCAUGGCUUACCUGGAUCCUAGCAACUUGCAAACUGAUUUGCAGGCUGGAUACAGUCACAGAUAUGAGUUAUUAUGGGUACUCUUAUUAGGGUUCAUCUUUGUGUUGAUUAUACAGUCGUUGGCAGCGAAGCUUGGCAUCGUUACAGGAAGGCACCUCGCGGAGCUGUGUAUGAGUGAAUACCCCAAGCCUGUCAGGUACGGCCUAUGGUUUUUCGCCGAGCUAGGUGUGAUUGCUGCCACUAUACCAGGAGUUCUUGGAACUGCUUUAGCAUACAACAUGGUGCUUGAUCUUCCUUUCUGGGCUGGUGUACUGAUUUGUGCAGCAACUGUUAUACUGCUUCUCGGAUUACAAAGCUAUGGGGUCCGGAAAUUGGAGUUCAUGAUUGCAGUGUUUAUGCUCAUCAUGGCCUCUUGCUUCUUUAUAGAGCUGAGCCAUGUCAAUCCUCCAAUGAAUGAGUUAAUUGAAGGGUUAUUUAUCCCAAGACUUAAAGGACAUUAUGCUAUCUCAGAUGCAGUCGCACUGAUCAGUGCCCUUGUUGUACCGCACAAUCUCUUCCUACAUUCUUCUCUUGUUUCAUCAAGAAAAUUACCAUCAUCCUCUGAAGCAGUUAAGGAUGCAUCUGUGUUCUUCUUGCUAGAGAAUGCAUUCGCUUUGUUUCUUGCGCUCGUCAUAAAUGUUGCCAUUGUAUCACUCUCUGGAACUAUAUGUGCUGAUAAUCUUUCACUGGAUGAUACGAACACAUGCAGCAGUCUCACUUUAAAGUCAGCAUCCGUACUAUUCAAGAAUAUUUUGGGACGAUCAAGAUCAAUUUUUUAUGGUUUGGCAUUAUUAGCUUCUGGACAAAGCUGUGCAGUGGUUACCACCUACUCUGGGCAAUACAUUAUGCAGGGAUUCUCAGGGAUGAGGGUAUUCAUCAUAUACCUUUUUGCUCCCUGUCUCACCAUGGUGCCUACUUUGAUAAUUUGCGGCAUUGGUGGUGCUUUACGAGUUCGUCAACUUAUCAAUAUAGCAGCGGUCAUAUUGUCGUUUGUGCUGCCAUUUGCUCUCGUUCCUCUCCUCAAAUUCAGUAGCUGUUGCUCAAUGAUAGGACCAUACAAGAACUCAACAUGGAUCACGAGAAUAUCAUGGAUCCUGUCGUUGGUGAUCAUCGGCAUCAAUACUUAUUUCUUUUGUACUAGCUUCGUCAGUUGGCUUGUAUAUAGUGACCUACCAAGAUUUGCUAAAGCAAUAAUUAGCACCCUCGUCUUCCCUUUCAUGGCGGCCUAUAUUGCAGCGGUCAUUUACUUGGCUUUCAGAAAAGUUAGUACUAAUGCCGUACUCCCCUCCAGUUCAGUUUCUUGUGAGAUUGAAGUGGCAGAUGUGCCAAGACAAGACAACAAGGAUGAAGUUUUGGCUCUACAUUGCUAG